AUGGGUCAUGGUGGUAUGAAUUGUCAAUUAAAAACUGUUCGUUUAAUUCUAAUAAUUAUCAAUGUGAUAUUUUUUUUAAUCGGUGCAACGUUAUUCGGUGAAGGUAUUGAUCUUCUAAUUACUCGACGUUUUCAUAGUUUUACAGAAUUUUUAUUUAAUAUUGAAAAUGGAAAAAUAACGAAGAAUAUCAUAUUUUCAAAUGAAAUUUUAUAUAUAUUCAAGAUUAUUCCAGGUUUUAUUUUUAUAUUUACGGGUUUUUUUGGUUGUUCCGGUGCAAUAACUCAAAUGCAAUCUCUUUUAUUUUGUUAUUUUUCGUUCGUUGGAAUUAUUUUAAUUUUUCAAACAAUAAUUAUUCUAUCUUUGAUUGCUUUUCGAAUUUAUACGAAACAACAAUUAAUAUCAAUAGUACAAUUAUUUAUUCGUGAUAAAUACAAAGGACCAUUAGAAAAAGAUUUCCAAUUAAAAUCAUUUCUAUUAGAUUCGAUGAUGUAUCAUUUCAAAUGUUGUGGUAUAGAUGGUAAACAUGAUUUUAAUAUAACAAAUUCUUGGAAUCGUACAAAUCCAUGGUGGAAUACAUCAAUGUUAAUUGAAAAUAGAGAUUUUAAAUAUCCAUUAACAUGUUGUCCUAUGAAUGAUACUUUUAAUAAUAUUCUUUCAUGUGCUAUGAAUGGAACUUCUAUUCAUGAACUAAGUUGUUAUGAAAAAAUAACUGAUAUAUUUUAUUCAAUGAAAGAAAUAAUAUUAUUUGGUACUGUAUUUAUUAUUACUAUUGAGAUGUUGGCUUUAAUAUUUGUAUUAAUUAUUCAUAAUCGAAAUCAAGUACAUAGAAUUGAUUGUGCAAUGGAAGAAUUACCGCCCGCAUAUUCUUCAAGAACACGGAUUAAUAACUCAAAUUUGUAUUUUCAGAUAUAA
This is a messenger RNA of Adineta steineri, 912 nucleotides long. The record is from the annotation of a GenBank genome assembly. NCBI's taxonomy places the organism in Eukaryota, Metazoa, Rotifera, Eurotatoria, Adinetida, Adinetidae.